AUGGCAGUUCCAGAAGAAGGAUCGGUCGUGGAGACUGGAGAUCAGGCUGCUCCCGUUGGCUGGGUCGAGCGCACGGCAUUCGACUACACUGCAAUGGCUGAGGCCGAAACAGCUGCCACCUGGGAUGGAAACGCCAGAGUUUACCAGUGGAAGGAUGAGUAUGGAGAUGUCGGUCCAGCUUUUGAAGAACUGGAGGUAGAACUGUUUGGAGAUCCCGAGUCCCGUCGGGAUCGCCAGACUGGCCUCGAUUUUUCAAAGAUCGAGCAAAUCGAGGUCAUCCAAGAAGGGCCUCAACGUAUCGAGUACAUCAAAACGUUUGCGGAUGCAGGCAUUCAUCCAGUAAUGUUGAGAAACAUUGAGCUCUGUGGGUAUGAGGUGCCAACUCCGAUCCAGAAGUUCACAAUCCCAGCUAUCCUUCAGGGAUACGAUGUGAUUGGUGUAGCUCAGACUGGUUCUGGAAAGACUGCCGCGUAUCUUAUCCCUAUCCUAAGCAAGCUCAUGGGAAAAGCGAAGAAGUUGGGUGCUCCCCGGCCAAACCCCGCCAGAUUCCAAGAGGGAGUCGACAACGUGAUCGCGGAGCCACUUGUCGUUGUCGUUGUCCCUACCCGUGAAUUGGCGGUGCAGAUCUUCAAUGAAGCCCGCAAGCUCUGCUACCGCUCCAUGCUCCGACCUUGCGUUGUCUACGGAGGAGUUCCUGUCCGCGAACAGGGCGGCCUUCUUUCUCGAGGCUGCGACAUCUUGAUUGGAACUCCUGGUCGUCUCAAAGAUUUCAUCGGACGUCCCGAAGUCUUGUCUCUCCGCCGCUUGAAGUACAUGAUCAUUGACGAGGCUGACGAGAUGCUCAACGAUGACUGGGAGUCUGAACUUCAGGCUAUUCUCUCUGAGCAAGACGUGGGAAAUGUCUACUAUGGCCUCUUCUCUGCCACCUUUCCCAAGGCUGCGCGAGACCUUGCGAAGAAGUACUUGUGUGAUUCACAUGUGCGCUUCCGAGUUGGUCGUGCCGGCAGCACCACAGAGAAUAUCAAGCAGAUGAUUGUCGAAGUCAGCCGAGAAGGCAAGAAUGAAACUCUUCUGACUCUGCUCGAAGAGAUGAAUGGUGUUCGUACCAUCAUCUUUGUCAACAGUCGUCAAGCUGCCGACACGCUUGAUGACUUUUUGUUCAAUAUGAAAUUGCCGGUCACUUCCAUCCAUAGUGACCGCACACAGGUUGAGCGAGAAGCUGCUAUGCGAGCCUUCAGAUCUGGCCAGGCUCCCAUUCUCGUCGCGACUGGCGUGACGGCCCGCGGCAUCGAUGUCCGCAACGUCAUGCACGUCAUAAACUAUGACUUACCAUCGAUUGAAUAUGGUGGUAUUGAGGAGUACACGCAUCGAAUUGGUCGCACCGGUCGUAUUGGUCACCGAGGUGUCGCGACCUCAUUCUUCACGGAGCGUGAUGAGCCCCUAGCGAGUGUACUCACGAGGACUCUGUUGGAGACUAAUCAGGAUAUUCCUGAUUUCCUUCAAGCCUAUAUCCCGGAGAAUUGGUCCAGUGGAACCAAGGUCAAGUUUGAAACCGAAUCUGACUUCGACCCAAAUGAUGUUGCAGGUGCCGGUGAGGGAUGUGGCGAUGAGGGUGGAGGAUGGAACACAGCUGAUAACGUCCAAGGCGAUUCUGGCGGGGGCUGGGGCAACUCCGGAGGAAACGAUGCUAACGAAGCUGCCAAUGCUUCUGGAGGCGGCUGGGGAGCCGACGCCGCUCAACCAGCUGCUGGAGCUGGCUGGUAA
This is a messenger RNA of Trichoderma atroviride IMI 206040, 1764 nucleotides long. Lineage: Eukaryota; Fungi; Ascomycota; Sordariomycetes; Hypocreales; Hypocreaceae. The record is from RefSeq and is a predicted model, not a curated record.